Castor canadensis (American beaver) is the source of this 2328-nucleotide messenger RNA. RefSeq names its product growth differentiation factor 5 (gene Gdf5). NCBI's taxonomy places the organism in Eukaryota, Metazoa, Chordata, Mammalia, Rodentia, Castoridae. The record is from RefSeq and is a predicted model, not a curated record. Gene Ontology annotation, cellular component: extracellular region. Gene Ontology annotation, molecular function: cytokine activity; growth factor activity.
UUCAAGCCCUCAGUCAGUUGUGCGGGAGAAAGGGGGCGGUCGGCUUUCUCCUUUCAAGAACAAGUUAUUUUCAGCUGCUGACUGGAGACGGUGCACGUCUGGAUACCGGAGCAUUUCCACUAUGGGACUGGAUACAGACACACGCCCGGCGGACUUCAAGAGUCUCAGACUGAGCAGAGAGCCCUUCCUGCUGUUGCUGCCACUGCUUCUGAAGAUCUGCUCCUUUCAUGGUUUUUCCUGCCAAGCCAGAGGCACCUUCGCUGCUGCCGCCUUUCUCUGUGGUGUCAUUCAGCGGCUGGCCAGAGGAUGAGACUCCCCAAACUCCUCACUUUCUUGCUUUGGCACCUGACUUGGCUGGACCUGGAAUUCAUCUGCACUGUGUUGGGUGCCCCUGACUUGGGCCAGAGACCCCCGGGGGCUAGGCCAGGAUUGGCCAAAGCAGAGCCUAAGGAGAAGGCCCCCCUGGCCCGGAACAUCUUUAGGCCAGGGGGUCACAGCUAUGGUGGGGGGGCCACCAAUGCCAGGGCAAAGGGAGGCUCUGGGCAGGCACAAGCCAAGAAGGAUGAACCCAAAAAGCUGCCCCCUAGAUCUGGUGGCCCUGAACCUAAGCCAGGAUCCCCUCCCCAGACCAGGCAGGCUGCAGCACGGACUGUAACCCCAAAAGGACAGCUUUCUGGGGGCAAGGCACCCCCAAAGGCAGGAACUGUCCCCAGCUCCUUCCUGCUGAAGAAGGCCAGGGAGCCUGGGCCCCCUCGAGAGCCCAAGGAGCCUUUCCGCCCGCCCCCCAUCACACCCCACGAGUACAUGCUCUCGCUGUACAAGACGCUGUCCGAUGCUGACAGAAAGGGAGGCAACAGCAGCGUGAAGUUGGAGGCUGGCCUGGCCAACACCAUCACCAGCUUUAUUGACAAAGGGCAAGAUGACCGAGGUCCUGUGGUCAGGAAGCAGAGGUACGUGUUUGACAUUAGUGCCCUGGAGAAGGACGGGUUGCUGGGGGCUGAGCUACGGAUCUUUCGGAAGAAGCCCUCUGACACAGCCAAACCAGUGGGCCCUGGCGGUGGGCGGACUGCCCAGCUGAAGCUGUCCAGCUGCCCCAGCGGCCAGCAACCAGCAGCCUUGCUGGAUGUGCGCUCUGUGCCAGGCCUGGAUGGAACUGGCUGGGAGGUGUUCGACAUCUGGAAGCUCUUCCGAAACUUUAAGAACUCAGCCCAGCUGUGCUUGGAGCUGGAGGCCUGGGAACGGGGCCGGGCUGUGGACCUCCGUGGCCUGGGUUUUGACCGAGUUGCCCGGCAGGUCCACGAGAAGGCUCUGUUCCUGGUGUUUGGCCGUACCAAGAAACGAGACCUGUUCUUUAAUGAGAUUAAAGCCCGCUCUGGCCAGGAUGACAAGACUGUGUACGAGUACCUGUUCAGCCAGCGGCGGAAGCGGCGGGCCCCACUGGCCACUCGCCAAGGCAAGAGACCCAGCAAGAACCUCAAGGCCCGCUGCAGUCGGAAGGCCCUGCACGUGAACUUCAAGGACAUGGGCUGGGACGACUGGAUCAUUGCACCUCUUGAAUACGAGGCCUUCCACUGCGAGGGGUUGUGUGAGUUCCCAUUGCGUUCCCACCUGGAGCCCACAAACCAUGCGGUUAUCCAGACCUUGAUGAACUCCAUGGACCCGGAGUCCACACCACCCACCUGCUGUGUGCCCACACGGCUAAGUCCCAUCAGCAUCCUCUUCAUUGACUCUGCCAACAACGUGGUGUAUAAGCAGUACGAGGAUAUGGUUGUGGAGUCUUGUGGCUGUAGGUAGCAGCACUGGCCCUCUGUCUUCUGGGGUGGCACAUCCUGACAGCCCUUCCUUGAAUUCCUGGAAUCACAGAAGGAUGAUGAAGCCUUAGCUAACAGCAUCUACAGAGCCCUUGGGAAAGGGGAUUUCAGCAGCUUUGUUCACUGAAUGCAACUUAUCCAUAAGUCCCCAUCUGAGGAUUGCCGCCUUUCUGCUCCUCUGACUGGCGGGAUGGGCCCAGGGGACACACUUUUGAAUGGGACUGGGACCCAUGCAUUUACCAAUGAAACUCAGCCAACCACCUCUCCUCACCUGGGACUCUUCAGCCUUGGGACUCUCCAGGACAGUCUGGUGUUAUCCUAAGCAUUUCCUGGGUGCUUGAUCUUUCAAUUACUUUUGUGCCUGGUCACUUUCUGCUCUUAGGGCAGUUGAGAUUCUGAUUGGGCCAGGGUGGAAGAGAGGGGGAGAGGGCUUGGGCAGGGGUGAGGAGUAUGAGGCUGUUACACUGCUAGAUUAAAAUAUACAUUGAUGAGAUAAAAAGCAAAACUGUGCCUAAAA